Messenger RNA from Triticum dicoccoides, 1748 nucleotides. Its product is annotated as E3 ubiquitin-protein ligase SINA-like 11. Lineage: Eukaryota; Viridiplantae; Streptophyta; Magnoliopsida; Poales; Poaceae. Gene Ontology annotation, molecular function: zinc ion binding; ubiquitin protein ligase activity. The coding region runs from base 770 to 1597 and encodes 275 amino acids. The transcript has 3 exons. Gene Ontology annotation, cellular component: cytoplasm. The record is from RefSeq and is a predicted model, not a curated record.
UCCAGUCCCCUGCUCUCAAUACCAAGCGGCCACUGGCGGCGACGGGCGGCGGCGGACGGCGGCAUCGGGCUGAGAAGCUCCCGGGAUCCCCUCCCCCAGCUCGACCGCCUCAUCUCAAUCGCAAGCAACUGGCGGCGGCCAUCGGCUGCGGACGGCGACGGCGGGCUGAGCAGCUCCCCUUCCCCAGGUCACCGCCGUCCCCCCCUCUGCUCGCGGCCUCCCCUUCCCAGGUCGCCAGCCUCCAUCGGAUCCCGGCAACGAGCUCGGCCUCCCCUCCGACCAUGAGCAAACAAAAACCAUCACAAGAAAGUCACUGAUGCGUGUUACUCCACUGUCGAAUUUUGGUGCCCAGGAUCUGCAAUCUACUUUGUGGCGGCUUUCUGCGGUUAAGCGGUGCCACAAGCACCACUUAAAAUGGCGACGGGAAAAAAUGGAGAAACCUGCUUGUGAUGACUUGCUGCUAUAGUGUGCUGUCUAUUAUCAAGUACUUCCUCUGUUCAUAAACAUAAGACAUUUUAGAGACUUGUGUCAAGUCUCUAAAACAUCUUAUAUAUGAGGACUUGUGUCAAGUCUUUAAAACAUCUUAUACAUGAACAGAGGGAGUAUAUGUUGAAUUGAUGCUUGAUUAUAUGUUUAUUUUUAUUUAUUUAUGUUGAAACGUUAAAUAGGGUUUAGGAUGCUAUAGCGCACUCCGCUAAGAGGCUAGUGUGCUAUUUAAAACUUUGCUUAUUUAUACUGCUCUACUACUCCAGCAAAGUCGGCAAGGCCAAUGGAGCCGCCUUCCCCACGCACGGCGCUGGAGAACUUGACGCUGGUGGAUGCCGAUGCCCUCGACUGCGGUGUCUGCUUCCUCCCGCUCAAGCCGCCCAUCUUCCAGUGCAUGGUGGGGCACGUGCUGUGCUUGCAGUGCCGCGACAAGCUGGCCUCGGCGCGGAGUUGUCACGUCUGCCGUGCUCCGAUGGACGGCGGCUAUCGCCGGAGCCACGCCAUGGAGAAGCUGGUGGACUCCAUCCGGGCGCCGUGCCCCAAUGCCCCCUACGGGUGCGCCACCAAACCGGCAUACCAUGACCUCCAGCCUCACAUCAAGGCCUGCCAGCACGCGCCGUGCCACUGCCCCGAGGAAGCCUGUGGCUUCGUCGGCAGCACGGAGACGCUGCUGGCCCACUUCACCACGGGGCACGGGUGGCCGUGCACCACCGACGUCCGCGCUGAGGAGUCGUUCCACAUGGAACUCCGCGAGGGCUUCAACGUCGUUGAUGUCGUCGACCUCGACGGCGCCAUGAAGCUGCUGUUCCUGGUAAUGGUGUCGCCUGAGCGCCUCGGACGGGCCAUCUCCGCUGUAUGCGUACGUCCUCCUCGAGCCGACGGCGAUGAACCCAACUUCUAUCUCUAUGGGCUGGAGCUGGAGUUCGACCGCCCCAGUCGAUGGCAUGGUGACCGCCAGAAAUCCUGUUUCGACGUAGAAUGCACUGAUCUUUCCGAUGGGCUGCCGAAUGCCGACGACCGCUUCCAGUUCCUCGUGCCCCAUAUUAUUGUUCUACCAUAUGACGACAAUCCUAUCAACAUCAGAGCCUGUAUUUACACCCAGAUCCGGUAGUUCGGUGCUGGCCGACUACUGCCUCAAACUGCAUAUGCCAAACUCGUUUUUGGAUGUGCAGGCUUGAGCUUGAUUAUGGAUAUCAAAAAUUGGAAAUGCAGAACUCUUCCAUUAAUUUGUGUCAGUUGUUGAGUGAGAUCGAUGUCAAUAA